This is a messenger RNA of Cloeon dipterum, 7388 nucleotides long. RefSeq names its product pre-mRNA processing factor 8 (gene Prp8). The coding region runs from base 164 to 7306 and encodes 2380 amino acids. The record is from RefSeq and is a predicted model, not a curated record. Gene Ontology annotation, cellular component: catalytic step 2 spliceosome; U5 snRNP. Gene Ontology annotation, biological process: spliceosomal tri-snRNP complex assembly; mRNA splicing, via spliceosome. Lineage: Eukaryota; Metazoa; Arthropoda; Insecta; Ephemeroptera; Baetidae. Gene Ontology annotation, molecular function: protein binding; U5 snRNA binding; metallopeptidase activity. The transcript has 20 exons.
GUAAUAAGCGUAAUAAGCAUUUACCAACAAACCUGAAUAAUCAGACCCAACGCAUUAGUCACAUAAUUUUCAGUCAAAAACCUGCAUCAGUAGAAAAAUUAUUAAAUCAGGGAUGCAAGCGAUUAAUUAGACUUACAACAGAGUGCAAGUUAUUUGAGAAAAAAUGGCCGGGCUCCCGCCGUAUCAUCUAUUGGGGCCGAACCCGUGGGCCAUGAUGGCCCAGCAACAAGUGCAGAUGGCCGCGGCGGCCCAGGCGGCACACGCACAGGCCGCUCAGCAAGCCCAGAUGCAGGCCCAGGUGGCCCACGCUGCGGCCCAGGCACAAAUGAUGGCCCAAUCAUCGGGUCAGCCUCAGCCGCAGAAGGCUGACUUUAUCUCCGAGGAAAAACUGCAGGAAAAAGCCCAAAAAUGGCAACAAUUGCAGUCCAAAAGGUUCGCGGAGAAGCGCAAGUUUGGUUUUGUGGACGCGCAGAAAGAGGACAUGCCUCCGGAGCACCUGCGCAAGAUCAUCAGGGACCACGGUGACAUGAGCAGCAGGAAAUACAGACAUGACAAGCGCGUCUAUUUGGGGGCACUUAAGUACAUGCCGCACGCUGUCAUGAAGCUGCUUGAAAAUAUGCCCAUGCCCUGGGAGCAAAUCCGGGAUGUGAAAGCGUUGUACCAUAUUACUGGCGCCAUCACCUUUGUCAAUGAAAUCCCGUGGACCAUCGAGCCGGUCUAUAUUGCUCAGUGGGGCACUAUGUGGAUUAUGAUGAGGAGAGAAAAGCGAGACAGACGGCAUUUCAAGAGAAUGCGUUUUCCUCCCUUUGAUGAUGAGGAGCCGCCGCUCGAUUACGCUGACAACGUGCUGGACGUGGAGCCGCUCGAGGCGAUCCAAAUUGAGUUGGACUCUGAGGAAGAUGGCGCAAUAGCUGAGUGGUUUUAUGACCACAAAGCUUUGGUCGGCACAAAGUACGUCAACGGCUCAACAUACCGGAAGUGGAACCUAUCGUUGCCCCAGAUGGCCUGCUUAUACAGGCUGGCUAAUCAGCUGCUGACAGAUCUGGUCGACAACAAUUACUUCUACCUGUUUGACUUGAAGUCAUUUUUCACGGCUAAAGCCCUCAACAUGGCCAUUCCAGGCGGACCCAAGUUUGAGCCUCUCAUCAAGGACGCCAGCACCCAGGAUGAGGACUGGAACGAGUUCAAUGACAUCAACAAAAUCAUCAUUCGACAGCCGGUCCGUACUGAGUACCGGAUUGCGUUUCCCUAUCUGUACAACAACAUGCCACACUUCGUACACAUGCCUUGGUACCACACUCCCAACGUGGUUUAUAUCAAAACCGAGGAUCCUGACUUGCCCGCCUUUUACUUUGAUCCGCUCAUCAACCCAAUCUCACACCGAAAUGCAGUCAAGGUGGUGGAGCUGAUUCCUGAUGAUGAGGAGGAGUUUGAGCUGCCAGAGUUUGUGCAGCCGUUCCUGCAAGAGACACCGCUUUUUUCAGACCACACGGCAAACGGCAUCUCACUGCUGUGGGCGCCGCGGCCGUUUAACAUGCGUUCAGGCCGCACGAGACGCGCCAUUGACGUGCCGCUGGUCAAGUCGUGGUACCGCGAACAUUGCCCUCCUGGACAGCCAGUCAAGGUGCGCGUCAGCUACCAGAAGCUGCUCAAGUACUACGUGCUAAAUGCACUCAAGCACCGCCCACCUAAGCCACAGAAGAAGAGGUACCUGUUCCGCUCGUUCAAGGCCACGAAGUUCUUCCAGACGACGACCCUUGACUGGGUGGAGGCGGGCCUGCAGGUCUGCAGACAGGGUUACAACAUGCUCAACUUGCUGAUCCACCGAAAGAACUUGAAUUAUCUUCAUCUUGACUACAACUUCAAUUUGAAGCCAGUCAAAACUCUGACCACCAAGGAGAGAAAGAAGUCGCGUUUCGGAAAUGCAUUCCACUUGUGCAGAGAAAUCCUGCGACUGACCAAGUUGAUAGUGGACUCGCAUGUUCAGUACAGACUGAACAACGUGGACGCCUUUCAAUUGUCUGACGGCCUUCAGUACAUCUUCGCACACGUUGGUCAACUGACCGGCAUGUAUCGUUACAAAUACAAGCUGAUGCGACAGAUUCGCAUGUGCAAAGAUCUCAAGCACAUCAUCUACUACCGCUUCAACACCGGUCCCGUAGGCAAGGGUCCUGGCUGCGGCAUCUGGGCGCCAGGUUGGCGUGUGUGGCUCUUCUUCAUGCGUGGCAUCACGCCUUUGCUUGAACGCUGGCUUGGUAACCUGCUGUCCCGUCAGUUCGAGGGCCGUCACUCCAAGGGUGUCGCUAAGACUGUCACCAAGCAGCGAGUUGAGAGCCACUUCGACCUUGAGCUCAGGGCUUCUGUGAUGCACGAUAUUGUUGACAUGAUGCCUGAAGGUAUCAAGCAGAACAAGGCGCGCACGAUCCUGCAGCACUUGUCAGAAGCGUGGCGUUGCUGGAAGGCAAACAUCCCGUGGAAGGUGCCAGGUUUACCUACGCCGAUUGAGAACAUGAUUCUGCGCUACGUUAAGAUGAAGGCUGACUGGUGGACCAACACGGCGCACUACAACCGCGAGCGUAUCCGGCGCGGUGCCACCGUCGACAAGACUGUGUGUAAGAAGAAUCUAGGCCGACUGACGCGUCUGUAUCUCAAGGCGGAACAGGAGCGGCAGCACAAUUACCUUAAGGACGGUCCUUACAUUUCGCCCGAAGAGGCGGUGGCCAUUUACACGACGACCGUGCACUGGCUUGAGUCGCGUCGUUUUGCGCCCAUUCCCUUCCCUCCGCUCUCCUACAAGCAUGACACCAAGCUGCUGAUCCUGGCGCUUGAGCGACUGAAGGAGGCGUACAGCGUUAAGUCGAGGCUCAACCAGAGCCAGCGUGAGGAACUCGGCCUGAUUGAGCAGGCUUACGACAACCCUCACGAGGCGUUGUCGCGUAUUAAGCGUCACCUGCUCACCCAGCGCGCCUUUAAAGAGACUGGCAUUGAGUUCAUGGACCUGUACAGCCACCUGAUUCCGGUCUAUGACGUCGAGCCGCUUGAGAAGAUCACUGAUGCCUACUUGGAUCAGUACUUGUGGUAUGAGGCGGAUAAAAGACGCCUCUUCCCGCCGUGGAUCAAGCCCUCUGAUACUGAGCCGCCGCCACUGCUCGUCUACAAGUGGUGCCAGGGCGUCAAUAACCUGCAGGACGUGUGGGAUGUGAACGAGGGCGAGUGCAACGUGCUGCUUGAGUCACGAUUUGAGAAGAUGUACGAGAAAAUCGAUCUGACCCUGCUUAACCGACUGCUGCGUCUCAUCGUCGACCACAACAUUGCUGAUUACAUGACCGCCAAGAAUAACGUGGUCAUCAACUACAAGGACAUGAACCACACCAACAGCUAUGGCAUCAUUCGCGGUCUGCAAUUUGCCUCGUUCGUUGUGCAGUACUAUGGGCUUGUGCUGGAUUUGCUUGUCCUUGGCCUUCAGCGUGCCUCUGAAAUGGCUGGCCCGCCACAGAUGCCCAACGACUUUCUCACCUUCCAAGACGUGGCCACUGAGGCUGCCCACCCCAUCCGCCUCUACUGCAGAUACGUCGACAGAAUCCACAUCUUUCUCAGAUUUUCGGCCGAGGAGGCUCGUGAUCUGAUACAAAGAUAUCUGACGGAGCACCCUGACCCUAACAAUGAGAACAUUGUGGGUUACAACAACAAAAAGUGCUGGCCCAGGGAUGCCAGGAUGCGACUCAUGAAGCACGACGUCAACUUAGGUCGUGCUGUUUUCUGGGACAUCAAGAACAGGCUGCCGCGCUCAGUGACCACUGUCCAAUGGGAGAGCAGUUUCGUCAGCGUCUACUCCAAGGACAACCCCAACCUGCUGUUCAAUAUGGGAGGCUUUGAGUGCCGCAUUCUGCCUAAGUGCCGAACGACGCAUGAAGAGUUCACCCACCGCGACGGUGUGUGGAACCUGCAGAAUGAGGUGACCAAGGAGCGUACAGCGCAGUGUUUCCUUCGUGUGGACGAUGAGAGCCUGCAGCGUUUCCACAACCGCGUGAGGCAGAUUCUGAUGGCGUCCGGCUCGACCACGUUCACCAAAAUCGUGAACAAGUGGAACACGGCGUUGAUCGGCCUGAUGACCUAUUUCCGCGAGGCUGUAGUCAACACACAGGAGUUGCUGGACCUGUUGGUCAAGUGCGAGAACAAGAUCCAAACUCGUAUCAAGAUUGGCCUCAACUCAAAGAUGCCGUCGCGUUUCCCGCCUGUCGUCUUCUACACUCCCAAGGAGUUGGGAGGUCUGGGCAUGUUGUCCAUGGGCCAUGUGUUGAUUCCGCAGUCUGACUUGCGAUGGUCCAAGCAAACGGACGUGGGUAUCACUCACUUCCGCUCAGGUAUGAGCCACGACGAGGACCAGCUCAUUCCCAACCUGUACCGCUACAUCCAGCCCUGGGAGUCAGAGUUCAUCGACUCUCAGCGCGUCUGGGCCGAGUACGCGCUCAAGCGGCAAGAAGCGAACGCGCAGAACCGUCGUCUCACACUCGAGGACCUUGAGGACAGUUGGGACCGCGGCAUCCCGCGCAUUAACACCCUCUUCCAGAAGGACAGACACACGCUCGCCUAUGACAAGGGCUGGCGAAUCCGUACUGAGUUCAAGCAGUACCAGGUGCUGAAGCAGAAUCCGUUCUGGUGGACGCAUCAGCGUCACGACGGCAAGCUGUGGAACCUGAACAACUACCGCACGGACAUGAUCCAGGCGCUUGGUGGCGUGGAGGGCAUCCUUGAGCACACGCUCUUCAAGGGCACCUACUUCCCCACUUGGGAAGGUCUGUUCUGGGAAAAGGCGAGCGGCUUUGAAGAGUCGAUGAAGUACAAGAAGCUGACAAACGCGCAGCGAUCGGGUCUGAACCAGAUUCCGAACCGUCGGUUCACGCUGUGGUGGUCGCCCACGAUCAACAGGGCCAACGUGUACGUCGGUUUCCAGGUGCAGCUCGAUCUGACUGGAAUUUUCAUGCAUGGCAAGAUCCCGACGCUGAAGAUCUCGUUGAUUCAGAUCUUCCGUGCUCACUUGUGGCAGAAGAUCCACGAGUCGGUGGUGAUGGACUUGUGUCAGGUGUUUGACCAGGAGUUGGACGCCCUUGAGAUUGAGACCGUGCAGAAGGAGACGAUUCACCCUCGUAAAUCGUACAAGAUGAACUCAUCGUGCGCCGACAUCCUGCUGUUUGCCGCUUACAAGUGGAACGUAUCGCGCCCGUCGCUUUUGGCCGAUUCAAAAGACACAAUGGACAACACGACGACGCAGAAGUACUGGAUUGACGUGCAGCUGCGCUGGGGAGACUAUGACUCGCACGACAUAGAGCGCUACGCCCGUGCCAAGUUCCUUGACUAUACGACGGACAACAUGUCCAUCUACCCGUCGCCCACGGGCGUGCUGAUCGCUAUCGACCUGGCGUACAACCUGCACAGCGCCUACGGCAGCUGGUUCCCUGGCUGCAAGCCGCUCAUCCAGCAGGCCAUGGCCAAGAUCAUGAAGGCCAAUCCGGCCCUGUAUGUGCUGAGGGAGCGCAUCAGGAAGGCGCUGCAGCUGUACUCGUCCGAGCCGACCGAGCCAUACCUCUCGUCGCAGAACUACGGUGAGCUCUUCUCCAACCAGAUCAUCUGGUUUGUCGACGACACCAACGUCUACCGCGUCACCAUCCACAAGACGUUCGAGGGCAACCUCACCACUAAGCCCAUCAACGGCGCCAUCUUCAUCUUCAACCCGCGUACUGGCCAGCUCUUCCUCAAGAUCAUCCACACGUCCGUGUGGGCCGGCCAGAAGCGUCUUGGCCAGUUGGCCAAGUGGAAGACUGCUGAGGAAGUGGCCGCCCUCAUCCGCUCGCUGCCUGUUGAAGAACAGCCCAAGCAGAUCAUCGUCACCAGAAAGGGUAUGCUUGACCCCCUCGAGGUGCAUCUACUCGACUUCCCCAACAUCGUCAUCAAGGGCUCCGAGCUGCAGCUGCCCUUCCAGGCCUGCCUCAAGGUCGAGAAAUUCGGCGACCUCAUCCUUAAGGCCACUGAGCCGCAGAUGGUCCUGUUCAAUCUCUAUGACGACUGGCUCAAGACCAUCUCUUCAUACACGGCGUUCUCACGGUUGAUCUUGAUCCUACGUGCUCUUCACGUGAACACUGAGAGGACAAAGGUGAUCCUGAAGCCGGACAAGACGACCAUCACCGAGCCGCACCACAUUUGGCCAACACUCACCGACGAUGAAUGGAUCAAGGUUGAGGUGCAGCUCAAGGACCUCAUCCUCGCUGAUUACGGCAAAAAGAACAACGUAAAUGUGGCGUCCCUGACGCAGUCUGAGAUCCGCGACAUCAUCCUGGGUAUGGAGAUCAGCGCGCCCUCGGCACAGCGGCAACAGAUUGCCGAGAUCGAGAAGCAGACAAAGGAACAGUCGCAGUUGACUGCAACCACGACGCGCACGGUCAACAAGCACGGUGACGAAAUCGUAACGACAACCACGUCCAACUACGAGACGCAGACAUUCAGCUCCAAGACGGAGUGGCGCGUCAGGGCCAUUUCAGCCACCAACCUGCAUUUGCGCACCAACCACAUCUACGUUUCCUCAGACGACAUCAAGGAGACUGGCUACACUUACAUCCUGCCCAAGAACGUGCUCAAGAAGUUUGUCACCAUCUCCGAUCUCAGGGCACAGAUCUCAGGGUACCUGUACGGAGUGAGCCCAGCGGACAACCCGCAGGUGAAGGAGAUUCGGUGCAUUGUGAUGCCACCGCAAUGGGGCACGCACCAAACCAUCCACCUGCCAAACCAGCUGCCGGACCACCCAUACCUCAAGGAGAUGGAGCCCCUCGGCUGGAUGCACACGCAGCCAAACGAACUGCCGCAGUUGUCGCCGCAGGACAUCAGCACGCACGCCAGGGUGAUGGCCGAGAACUCGACUUGGGACGGUGAGAAGACGGUCGUGAUCACGUGCAGCUUCACCCCUGGCUCGUGCUCUCUCACUGCCUACAAACUGACGCCCAGCGGCUACGAGUGGGGCCGUCAGAACACCGACAAGGGCAACAACCCCAAGGGAUACCUCCCCAGCCACUACGAGAAGGUCCAGAUGCUCCUUUCAGACAGGUUCCUGGGCUUCUUCAUGGUGCCUACGCAGGGCUCUUGGAACUACAACUUCAUGGGCGUGCGGCACGACCCGAAUAUGAAGUACGAGCUGCAGCUGGCCAACCCAAAGGAGUUCUACCACGAGGUGCACAGGCCGGCGCACUUCCUCAACUUCUCCUCUCUAGAAGAAGGCGACGGCGUUGGCGCCGACCGAGAAGACAUGUAUGCUUAAUUGUUUCCGUAAACGUUCCGUUGUAUGUAAAUAUUUUUGUAAUUUUAAUUUUGAUCGGCAAUAAAGAGAAAAAAAAUUAGAA